AUGCGAAAUCUUGCAACAGUUUAUCUAACGGUGUUAGCCGCCGCGGUUGCCGCACAGCACGGGUCGCACAGUGCGCAUGGCAGCACAGGGCAGUUGAAUAACAACAGCAUCCACCCUGUGGCGCACGAAAGCCACCACAUGCACGGGAUGCCGAUCCUGGAGACGCAGCUGACGGCGGCGGAGCGGGCGUACUGGGAGCAGUACGAUACAAUGACAUACUUCAACGCACCCAGCAAGCGGAAAAGGGGGUUGUGGAUGCACGCGGCGGCCGUGGCGGGGACGGCGCUGGUGCUGUACCCGGCAUCGCUGGUCUUGGCGGAGUCCGAGUCGCGCUGGUACUUGGUAUGCCUGGCUGCCCACUGCCUGGUGCUGUGGACGGGGCUGGCGGCGCUCGCGGUGUAUGCUGCGUCGCUACCGUCGACGCUGUACCCCGGAAAUGUAUACGGGACGCUUUCGUGGAUCGUUGCUAUUGUGUCAGUCUCGCACGCUGCGUCUGCCGUAGUAGUUCGAGCGGCAAAGUGGCUGGCCCCAGACGCAGCCCCCUACGCCAUCCCGCUAGAGCUCCUCAGGCCAGAGCGCUCCAGCAGCUCGCACGAGCACAGUCAGGAGAGCAUUGAUGAACACGAGGCCAACGUUGGGAAAAUGUACUCGCCCGGGGAGGAGACGGCAGAGCUUGCGCCAGACGUGGAGCAGGCGACGGGUGGCCUACGCGAUGGUUACAGGCGCGAGCGCAUGCAAGCGCCGGCGCUAUUGCGCCACCCAAUCGUGCAGCAGAUGGCCGAACGCUUUGGCACGGUGUUCGGGGCGGUAUACCGCAUCACGAACUCGCUGCAGUUACUGCUCCUGCUCGUGUACGCUGCCGUUGGUUUUGCCAUAGGAAAUCGGUUUGCCCAGGGGAAGUACGUGUUUAACUUCCUGGCGCACUGGAUAAAAGGUGGUAUCUUCUUCCUGCUCGGGGUUCUCUCGCUUGCUCGCUACUGUGGUUUCGGCGCAGCGCACGGCUGGGCGUGGAAUGCAAUAGCAUACAAGGCGCGUCGAGAGGACGUGUCCCGCUGGCGACGGCUGUUCCCGCAGGGCACCACCAUGGAGGGAGUGGAGUCGUUCCUGAUAUUCUUCUACGGGUCCACCAAUGUGUUUUUGGAGCAUCUAGCAAACCCUGGCGGCCGGUGGGAAGCAAAGGAUCUGCAACACGUGUCGAUCGCGUUCAUGUACAUCGGAUGCGGACUGUGCGGCCUGAUUGUCGAGCGCCGGCUGGCCAGCUGGCGCUGUGUUGCAGCCGCAAGGGUAGUGGGCGAUUGCGACGAAGGGUCCCCAGGAUUUUCUCCAAAUCCCUUCCCUGCGCUAACAGUAUUCUUCACGGGGAUCCUGAUGUCGCAGCAUGCGCAGGCUUCGGAGGUCUCGACGGUGAUCCAUGCCCAGUGGGGAAAAUUGCUAGCGUAUGGUUCGUUUUUCCGUAUCUUCACGUUUCUCCUCCUGCUGCUGUUACCACGCAAGGGCAAGGGCCCAGCCCACCCAUUUCCGGAGCUGGUGACCUCAUUCUGCCUCGUAUCUGGUGGUAUGAUCUUCAUGGAGUCCACGGAUCAGGUUAUAGAAGCGCUGGAGUACCGCGGGCUAACGCCCAUGUUCACCUUUAACCUCAGCGUUGGCACGACGGUCCUGGUGAUGGCAUGGAUCAUGUUGCUAUUCAGCUGGCGCGAUGCUAUGUGCGCUCAAAGCAGUGCACACCGUGUUGCCCGCUAG
Molecule: messenger RNA, 1740 nt
Organism: Eremothecium gossypii ATCC 10895
Lineage: Eukaryota; Fungi; Ascomycota; Saccharomycetes; Saccharomycetales; Saccharomycetaceae
Gene: TVS1
Product: Tvs1p
Exons: 1
Coding region: 1-1740 (579 amino acids)
Source: RefSeq, marked provisional